GCGACAACGGUAUUUGCACCGUCGCCAUCAUGGGCCGCCAGCAGACCCGUCUCGUUCAGAAGCUCUCGCCUCAUUUGACCAGGGUCCCAAAGGCCGCGACGGCGCGCUACGUCAAGACAACGCAGCAGAGGUCGCCUCUUGCCGCUGUCUAUCCUGUUGCAAGGAAUGCCAGGCUGAAGUUGCAGGGCGCCAAUACUAAUCGGUUCCUGAAGACACGGAGUCAGCUCUCUAGCAUCGCUGAGGUGCCGUUGGAAGAAGAGGAGGAGGAACCGGGUCAUGACCAUCAAUACGAUCCCUAUCGCGCACUAGAUGCAUUGGCACGCGAUGAUGAUCGAGGAGCGCGUCGGAAUAUUGAUGACGAGGACGAGGACAUCAUGGAUUGGGACGACGAGACGACUCUGAUGGCCAUGCUGGAGGAAAGCACACAUUCCGAUAAUGAUGAACAAGAGGACCUUGUGGCGCUAGCGAACAAGCUCAAAGCUCCCAUGUCCUCACAGAGAGACGCUAUGAAGCAAUAUCUUGGGGAGACCAUUAUUCCGGUAAUGUCCCGCGUGAAGAAGGUGCAUGGAGUCAUCGAGGACAAGGUUGAUCUUGCCUUCGGCGCUGGCAUACUCACGUUUGAUGAGGCCUGCAAGAAGGUGGAAACCAUGGCGCUCCGCGACGAAGACGACCUGAAGAUAGCAUAUAUGGACUGUCAAAGCAAUAUGAAACACCUUCUCAGUCAACUGCAGCAAGCAUAUGCGCGUCGCGAAGGGCUGUGGUGCGCCCUGCAACAGGAUGCCGAUAAAUGCGCUGACCGCGCAAAGGCUGCUCUGGAAGCUCUUCCCGCCGAGGUGGAAUUCGCCAUAGCUCAACUAGAAAAGAAGAGUAAAGAGCUGGACAAAGACACCAGCUCGGCCUCAAAGCAGAAGAUGCUAAAGGGGAUCCUGGAAAAGCUUAAUUGACAUUCUACCUGAAGUUGGAUGCUCAUUCUGUUGUCUCAUUCUCGUUUUUGUCAGUCUCUCCUUCGCUGUUCUGGCGGGUUUCUGGUGCCAGAGCGAUAGCGCCCUCACUCGGACUAUCCUUGGAACAAAUACCUCAAUCCUGAAGUGUCCCCGUCUUGACUGUAUCCUCUUUGGACCUGAUUGUUCCGCACUCGCAGCGCUUGACUGUUCUGUAUUCUACAAUGUACAUCGUUCGGUAUCCCUCCUCCACUGUACAGUACUGCUUUGUCUGUAUACGUACGCUGGCGAUCCACCAACCUUCCGGUGUUUCCAUGCCGACGGUCUCAGCCCG
This is a messenger RNA of Laetiporus sulphureus 93-53, 1275 nucleotides long. RefSeq lists its product as uncharacterized. The coding region runs from base 30 to 944 and encodes 304 amino acids. NCBI's taxonomy places the organism in Eukaryota, Fungi, Basidiomycota, Agaricomycetes, Polyporales, Laetiporaceae. The record is from RefSeq and is a predicted model, not a curated record. The transcript is spliced from 6 exons.